AUGGAACAAAUUCCCUCAAAUUCUGUCGAAAAUAAUCCUUCUCCACCAAUAAAUCCAUUGCAUUUAUUGUUGGAAGCUUCUGAUCAAAUACGGGAAACUACAUCAACUCAAUAUUCUGAUGUUAAUGACAGCUCUUCUCGUACCGACUUUAUGUCCUGUGAUCCUGUUCCUGAUCAACGUCUUUUGAAUUAUAACAUGAAUAUUGACUUGAUGAAUGCUAACGGUGGUCAUGAUGAU
Messenger RNA from Racocetra fulgida, 237 nucleotides. NCBI's taxonomy places the organism in Eukaryota, Fungi, Glomeromycota, Glomeromycetes, Diversisporales, Gigasporaceae. The record is from the annotation of a GenBank genome assembly.